Drosophila suzukii is the source of this 1022-nucleotide messenger RNA. It is a transcript of the gene Prosbeta5R2, whose product is annotated as Proteasome beta5 subunit-related 2. NCBI's taxonomy places the organism in Eukaryota, Metazoa, Arthropoda, Insecta, Diptera, Drosophilidae. Gene Ontology annotation, cellular component: proteasome core complex. Gene Ontology annotation, molecular function: threonine-type endopeptidase activity. The record is from RefSeq and is a predicted model, not a curated record.
CAAAAAGUUAAUAAUUCAGAGGGGUUUAGAAAUAAAACAUUUCUAUAUUUUAUAUACAUAAAGAAGAAGACAAAAGCAUACGCAUAUACCAAAAUAUUAACUAGAUAUUUAAUAAUGGCUUUGGAAAAUAUUUGUGGAAUGGAUAAGGUACCGUUUAUGAGAACCUUUGGGGCCCUCACCUCCGAACAGACAAUCGAAGAAAUCCGACUAGCCUCGAGUAACAUGGAUAAUCCUUUCGCCAUAAAGGCUCCACCAUUUGAGAGACCCCGGGAACGUUUGAAUGAACUGGCUGCCCAGAGUAAAGUACGGAUGGAUUUUGAUCACGGAACCACCACGGUGGGCUUUGUUUACCAGGGAGGCAUAAUCCUGUGUGUGGACUCCAGGGCCACAUCGGGGAAAUUUAUUGGAUCCCAGAGCAUGCAGAAAGUGGUGCAGGUGAAUAAGUACAUGCUGAGUACAAUGGCGGGUGGUGCAGCGGAUUGUUCUUACUGGGAUCGGGUUUUGACCAGGGAAUGCCGUCUGCACGAACUUCGCUAUAAGGAGCGGCUAUCUGUCCGAUCUGCUGCCAGAUUUAUUUGCAAUGUGGCUGCGGAAUACAAGGGAAUGGGUCUCUGCAUGGGAAUGAUGUUGGCAGGAUGGUCGCCCGAAGGCCCUACUUUGGUUUACGUGGACUCCGACGGACUGCGCAUCCCCGGAAAGGUUUUUGCCGUGGGCAGUGGGGCCUCCAAUGCCCUGGGAAUUCUGGAUACCGACUACCAAUUUCAUCUCAGCGAUGAAGAUGCCUUCGAACUGGCCUUUCGCGCAGUGUAUCAUGCCACCAUGAGGGAUAUCUUUUCAGGUGGUUUGGUGAGACUAUAUCACAUGGAUCAAAAUAGCUGGAGAAAUGUGGCCAACAAAGAUUGCCAAGAGCUGCACGAAGAGUACUCGAAAGAGUGAGUUUUGGGUACUGAAUCCCUGAUUUAGCAAUGCUGAUAAUUUAUUGAAAGCAUUACUCAGUUUAAAAAUUUAUUUACUAUUUUAAA